AUGCCGUGCUAUGUUUCACUGUCCCUUGCACUACUAAGUUUGACAUCCAUUGCACAAUCAUCACCACCAAAAGUCGAAGAUAUCAGCAACGGAACAAGAUGGGCAGUUUUGGUUGCUGGUUCAAGAGGAUAUAAUAACUAUAGGCAUCAGGCUGGUGUAUGCCAUGCAUACCAGAUACUAAGAAAAGGUGGACUCAAAGAUGAGAACAUCAUUGUGUUCAUGUAUGACGAUAUUGCAUUCAACCCGCAAAAUCCCAGACCUGGUGUUAUUAUAAACAAGCCAGAUGGAAAUGACGUUUAUCAAGGAGUUACCAAGGACUACACAGGAAUUGAAGUUAAUACAUACAACUUCUAUGCUGUUCUUCUAGGCAACAGAAGUACCCUCUUUGGUGGUAGCGGCAAGGCUCUAAAUAGCGGUCCAAAAGAUCACAUUUUCAUAUAUUACGCUGACCAUGGCGGCCCUGGGAUGGUUGGCAUGCCAAUUGAAGGUGAUUAUGUCUAUGCCAAAGAUCUCAUAGAUGUGCUGAAGAAGAAGUACGAUGCAAGGGGUUACAAAAGCAUGGUGUUUUACAUGGAAGUUUGUGAGUCUGGGAGCAUGUUUGAGGGUCUCCUGCCCAACAAUAUAAACAUAUAUGCAACUACAGCGGCAAAUUCAAAAGAGAGCAGUUGGGGAUUUUAUUGUCCUGGAGACUUCCCUAGUCCUCCUCCAGGAUAUGACGUUUGCUUGGGAGACUUGUAUAGUAUUUCUUGGUUGGAGGAUUGUGACAGGCACGACUUGAGCAAAGAAACUUUCGCAAAGCAAUAUGAAGUGGUCCGAAGGAGAACAGCAAAUGGCUACUCAGAUUCAAGCCAUGUUAUGCAAUUUGGGGAUAAGAGGCAACGCGAGGAUUUCAUCUUCACUUAUAUGGGUACAAUUCCUGAAAAUGAUAACAAUACUGACUUCGAAUACACGUCGAUCUCAAGGCCAAGGGUUGUAAGCCAACGCAACGCAGACCUCCUCCGUUACCGAUACAAGUUCCACAAUGCUCCUGAUGGCUCUAAUGUGAAGCUUGAAGCUCACAAACAGCUCAUGGACGAGAUUUCUCGGAGGAAGAAGGUGGAUUAUUACAUGAAGCAAUUUGGGAAGCUUUUGUUUGGGUAUGACAAGAGCUCAGAGAUGAAGAAUGUCAGGCCUCCUGGGGAACCUUUAGUAGACGAUUGGGACUGCUUUAAGAUGCUUGUGAAAACUUAUGAGAAACACUGCGGAGUUCUAUCAAGUUAUGGAAGGAAACAACGAGCUAUUGCGAACAUGUGCAAUGCUGGAGUCAAGCCGGAAGAAAUGGCAGCGGCAUGUGUUCACAUCUGUCAUAUGAAACUCCAUCUCUCUUAA
Molecule: messenger RNA, 1368 nt
Organism: Argentina anserina (silverweed cinquefoil)
Lineage: Eukaryota; Viridiplantae; Streptophyta; Magnoliopsida; Rosales; Rosaceae
Product: vacuolar-processing enzyme-like
Biological process (GO): vacuolar protein processing
Molecular function (GO): cysteine-type endopeptidase activity
Source: RefSeq, a predicted model, not a curated record